AUGCAAGCAUUGCUCCAUGCGUCGACGACCGUCUUGGAUGAGGACGAGGAGGUCAACGACCCGCUCGUGGCCCAUAUGUACGCAACAUUUGACGACCUCCCACUCGAGCAAACGCUCGACGCCUUUGCCGGCACCGAGGACCGGUCGCUCCUCGCCGUCGGCAGCGGCGCCGUCUGGACCCACUGCCGCGACGUGUGCUUGGACUUGUACGCAGCCGCGAUCAUCCUCUCGCUGCACUUGCUCUCGCUGGAAACCGUGCUCGUCGUCGGCCUCUCGAUCGUCUCGACGAGCGCCUACUUUCACGCGCACGUGGCAACGGACGGACCGUCGUUUGCCGCGAAUCUCUCGUGGACCAUCGUCUCGUUCGCCGUCGUCUCGCCCAUGAUUAUGCAAAUCCGACAAGCGUUUACCCGCCGCGAGCUCGCGCUGGACCUCCUCGCAGAAGUCAAAGCGUUGAGCUGCAAUGUGCUCGUGGCGCACGCCAUGUGGGACUGGGGCAAGAACGAACGGGCCAAGCUGCCUGUGCAGCAUGCUCUUACCACCAAGCAACUCUUGCGGACGGUGCUCGCCGAUCUGCAGCGCAUCUUGACGCUGCCGACCUUUACGCGCGGCCGCCAUCAAUUCACAAGCGUCGGGAAGGACCAAGCGUCGUCGUUCCUGGAUCACUUCCACGGCCUCGCGCGCCGG
This is a messenger RNA of Saprolegnia parasitica CBS 223.65, 687 nucleotides long. RefSeq lists its product as hypothetical. NCBI's taxonomy places the organism in Eukaryota, Oomycota, Saprolegniomycetes, Saprolegniales, Saprolegniaceae. The record is from RefSeq and is a predicted model, not a curated record. The transcript is spliced from 4 exons. The annotation marks the transcript as partial.